UUCCACAUGUCUGCUGAUGUAACGAUAUGCCGGUUGAGGGGAAACUCAGGCUUAUGCAUUGCUAAGGCAGUCCACAUUGGAUACACGAGCCUUCAUUCUUUCUCAAACUCUACAGCAUACGAUUCAACUUUGGAUAAUCAAAGUGUAAUUUAGGUACUUAGCUAGCUAGGCAAAGUGUUAAAACACAGACAGAAUGGGCGAGGAAAUGAACGAUAACACGAUCAACACAAAUGGUGCUGCUAACAACAUGGGGGACGUGAAUCACACAGCAGAACAGACAGCAGACAGCGAUGUGAAAUACUACACCUUGGAAGAAAUAAAAGCUCAUAAUAUGAGCAAGGACACAUGGAUUAUCAUCCACGAUAAAGUGUAUAACGUCACCAGUUUCUUGGAGGAGGUAAAAUCAAAAUACCACCGUUGUUAGCUGACUAGCUAACUUAACACAUUAGCUACGCCUCUACUAGCUAGCUAGAAUAUUGGUCUCAUCUUGGUUUCAAAUUCAUUUCGUAUCCAAAGCCAACCUAAACGUCUAGCUAGAUAGAUAACUAACUAACUAGCUAAGUAACAAUGCACUUAUGUGAAGGUCUGGGUCUUUCUAGCUAGCUACCAUAGCCUAACGUUAGUUAUCCAACGCUCAGUCAACACAGGCUGAAGGUGGCAGCUUGCCAGCAAUACCAUUGGCUAUUUUGGCUAUUGUGUGUUUUGCCAGUUUAACUAGCUAGCUAAUGAUGUGGCUAACUUAACUGUGUAUGCUAUCUGUGUCUACUUAUUGUGUCUACAUAUUCUACUGUGUCUGCAUAUUCCCAAUAAUAUUAACAAAGAUGGUGUAAUGUUGCACCUGGAGAUGCGUUAUUAUGGAAAUUACCUAGCGUAACGUUAGCUAGCUAACGUAACUAACGUUAGUUAGGUAUGCCUAGCUUAAUUUGCCAAAAUAAUUUUGCAACAUUUUGUCACGACCACUCCUAAUUGUGCGCUAGGUAGUUAAUCCUUGCCUGGUCCUCUUACUGUAGCUAUAACUACCACAGUGGGACUUUAGUCCACUUGGCAAAGGUUACAAAACUAGCUAGGGGUUACAAGAGGUCAGUAGCCAAAAGUUGCGCAACGCACCAUUUUUACAUUUACAUUUUAGUCAUUUAGCAGACGCUCUUAUCCAGAGCAUCUCAAGGUAUGAUGUACAAAUAAGUCAAAAUACAAUGCCAAUGGCAAAGCAUGACCGCAGAUGAAAGUAGCCUGGGUACCAGUCUGUUUAGCUAUCAUUCCACUCCAUGUUAAUGCUAAAAAAAAAUUGCCAAUGGCACAGAGUACAAGGAGUGGAAUGUUAGCAAAACAUGUUCUGGAUUUCAGGCUAAGAUUAAAGGGGUUAGUUACAAGUAUGACCUAUUUAAUGUGUUAUAUUAUCAAGGCUGUAUUUGUGAAGUAAAACCACACUGUAAGAUUUGUUUAACUUCAAAGAGUGAGCCUGCCAACAAAAAAGUAAACAUUGGAGCUUUAACCAUUAUGAUGAAGCAAUCUAUCCCUAUAAUAUGUAAAUGCAUAAUCAUUUCAGGAUAUCAGAGAAUUAAGAGUUCAGAGCUUUAUUUAACACAUUUAUCAUAUUUACAUUUAGGUCGACAUAAGCCAGCCAUCCAUACCAUGUAGGACAUCAUAUGCUAUAAUUGUGUAGUCUGUGAUUACAUUCCAACUAUUGGUAGUGACAGAUCAUGAUUAAGUCUACCACUUGUUUCUGUGUUUCCAGCAUCCAGGAGGAGAGGAGGUUCUGGUGGAGCAGGCAGGUGCAGAUGCCACAGAGAGCUUUGAGGAUGUUGGGCACUCUACAGAUGCCAGAGAGAUGCUCAUCCAGUACUACGUUGGGGAGCUCCAUAUGGUACAGAGAUUGCUUUCUCUCAACUGUUGAACUCUCAGUUAUUGCAAAUUUGUUUGUUUGUUCACAAGUGUCUUUGAAACAUAGUUUUCAAUUUAAUAAUGGAACAAAAACAUUAUCUGUGGCAUGAUUUAUUCUGAUUGUAAAAGUGUGUAAAUGAUUCCCUGUCUUUUAGGAUGACAGGAAGAAGGAUGGCGCAAAGGUAAAGUAUAUUUUCACACAAUAUUCAAGUAAAUGUUCUGUAAAAAUGUUUUAUAAUAAUGUAACACCUAUUUUACUAAUGCUAACCCUUGAACUUUGUUUUAUCAACAACAACAACAAUUAUCCCACAGGAAGCAUUCAUUACAACUUCAGGAGAUGGCUCCAGGUCAGUCAUAAGCGAUAAGAAUUUGAUUAUUAGGAGAUGGCUCCUAAUCAUUCUUCACUGAGCUGUUUUUGUUCCCUGGCUGAAUGUCUAAGUGCUCUUUCCUUCUUUCUCUAGCUCGUGGACCACAUGGUUGAUACCUGCCGUAGCUGCAGUUGUUGUGGGUAUCAUGUAUCGAUACUACAUGCUGGAGCACAAGUCUUCCUGAGUCCUGACGCUAUCGUCUCUUCUCAUUCGUUCUGUCUGGAGGCCUUGACAUGUUUGACCAAACCCCCCUUGCAUUGAACGCACACAACUUUUCAGAGGUGCGCCCCGCGUCCCACUCAACUCACACAGUGCCCUCACCUUGAAGGAAAGGGAGGGAAAGGAUAAAAGAAUCCCUCUGCUUACUUUUCUAGACCUCAUCCAACAGGCAGUGGGGUGAGAUGCAUCGGGAAACUUUCUGCCCUCAGUCUCUUUAAAUCGUUUUCUAAUCUAUUCAUAUUGUUUACUCACUCUGCCUUUUGUGAUACUUAUUGUGUGGUGUCUUUUUAAGUUACUUAUUCACAUGCAAGUGAUCUAAACUGUCAUUUAUAUCUGCAAACUGUUGUCGCUAUCUGCUUUGUGAGACUUUUACUGUGAGCUCCAAAAGUAUUGGGACAGU
Molecule: messenger RNA, 2868 nt
Organism: Coregonus sp. 'balchen'
Lineage: Eukaryota; Metazoa; Chordata; Actinopteri; Salmoniformes; Salmonidae
Source: the annotation of a GenBank genome assembly